Suillus subalutaceus is the source of this 1618-nucleotide messenger RNA. RefSeq lists its product as uncharacterized. Bases 149 to 1375 code for a protein of 408 amino acids. The transcript has a single exon. NCBI's taxonomy places the organism in Eukaryota, Fungi, Basidiomycota, Agaricomycetes, Boletales, Suillaceae. The record is from RefSeq and is a predicted model, not a curated record.
CACAACCGUCCAUGAUCCGACCACCUGCAAGUUUUCUGACACAAACUUUACACUAAUCAGCCACUCGUACAAGCAGCAGCCCGCCUAGAGUAAUACUCUGUCUAUUCGGUUUCUAGCCAAAUAUUCGCCCUGUGUAUGUACUUGCUUGAUGUCUGAACUUUCCUUCGCAGAGUUCUCGCAGUCAUUCUCUCCACCAACCCUCGUGCCGACUUUGAAUGCGCUCCUCGCUGGCCUAUCUCUCCCGUUCGGGCUCACUUCCCCGACGGAUUUGACGCCUUCUUUACUCCUUGCUAUCCUGGAGUCCAUACUCGAGUCCCGCCUCCCUAUCCCAGCUUCGAUACGCGCCUCUCGUUCAUCCCUUGCGAAAGUAGAAGCAAUGAAGGUUUUUCUUGGCGUACUCGAGUGCGACGUCCUCCCAGCAGAAGAGGACGUCGGUCUCGCAGACCUUGAUCCACGCAGAUUGGCGGAUGGAUGUUGGGAAGAAACAGUUUUCGUUGGUGAACUGCUUUGCUGGCUUGGGAGGAAACGAGGCAUCAUCGAAGCAUUGGUUGGUGAUGAUAGCGAGGGCGAGGUAGAUCUUACAGCGUCAAUGCUGUUGCGUCCAGAACCUUCCUACAACGUUGAACUGUCGCAUAUCACAGACGUCCCGCGGCAUCCGCGCGUUGCUUCUCCCUCCACGCGAUCCACUAUCACCAUGAGCGUGCAGAGCGAUCUAUCCAUGCAUAACGCCCCGCAUAUGGAGUCUGACACGAGCAUGGCAGAUUCUGAACUCUCAGACCGUACAGAGACGGAGCUGUUCCACGACACUGGUGUAUCUCACCAACCACAUUGUAUUCACGAGCUCGAGGACCCAUCAUAUCUCCUCGGGCGUGGUGCUUCUUAUGCGUCCAAUGUCGAUGAUUCGAUGGAAGGAUUAGACCUCGAUUGCUCAACCCAAUCGACCUCCUCAGGAGAACAGCCCCCAACUCCCACGCCUCAGCCCAUCCGUCUGAAAGGCUGGAUUGGUGCUGUCGAUUCUGAACUUGAAAUGAAAGCUUUCGCAGCGAACAAGUGUAACUCAAGCACGCCUGUCAAGGCCAGGGGUCGGCGGCGGAGUUCUGGUCUUUUCCCCGUGGCAAGUGGGAAUUCUACCCCUCGCAUGCCUACAACAUCAGUGCGCAUUCCUGCUAGUGCACCUUCGGCACGGACCCGGGUCGACGACUUCUCCGACCUUGGGACAUUCCCCUCCCGCUUGGGGACGCUGUCGUCAUCGGCACACAUGCGGAAGACAGAUUAUUGUUCUCCCACAGAACGCACAGUUGCACUUCUGAACGAGCGCUCGAGACUCCUUAGUGAGCUCGCUGAUCUGCGUAGGAUUAGAAAAGCCGGUCGAUAACGAGCAAGCGGAAAUGCCAUGUUUGUCCAGUGUGUGAAGCAUAUUCUCUAUUCCCUACUUGGUUUAUUACGAUUUCUUAAUCGCUGUGGGUCAAUUUGCGUUACUUAUUCGAGCUUCUUGAUUCAGCUGUCAGUUGUUUUUGUAUAGCUCGCUCAAUAAUUCAAAUAAUACAAUUACUUUAGGUUGUGCACGUUUAGAUGUUUGUUUACUCAUGUUAAAUUCCAGGGCUUACGACACAAACCC